AGAAGGGACAAGAACGAAUAUGAUCAUGGAUAGAACUACCGUGGUGAAAGCCGGAGCUGUUGCCAGCGCCAGUAUGUGCGCGUUGUUUGGUGGAGUUGUCCUUGCACAAUAUAUUUUCACUAAGAAAAGAAGAGCGGGAAAGAAAACGAAGAUCAUCGAGAUGAUGCCAGAGUUUGAGAAGAGCACGGUUCAUAUAAAGGACCCAGAGAGAGUGGAACAGAUCAUCUGUAGUCUGAUCAAAGGAGGGGCCUCCAAACUACAGAUCAUCACUGAUUUUGAUAUGACAUUAAGUAGGUUUGCAGUCAACGGGAAACGCUGCCCAACGUGUCAUAAUAUUAUUGACAACUGCAAGCUUAUCACAGAAGAAUGUAGGAAGAAGUUACUACAAUUGAAGGACACCUACUAUCCCAUUGAGAUUGAUCCUCAUCUUACCAUGGAGGAGAAAUAUCCCUUUAUGGUAGAAUGGUAUUUUAAGUCACACACGUUAUUAGUGGAGCAGAAGCUGCAGAGAGACAAACUCCCCGAGGUUGUGAGAGAAUCAGAUGCCAGCCUGAAAGAGGGCUACGACCAGUUCUUUGACCGGCUUCAUCAACAUAAUGUUCCCGUGUUCAUCUUCUCUGCUGGCCUGGGAGACGUUCUGGAAGAGAUUAUCCGUCAAGCGGGGGUCUACCAUCCUAACGUCAAAGUCGUGUCCAACUUCAUGGACUUUGACGAGAAUGGUGUGCUGAAGGGCUUUAAGGGAGAACUGAUCCAUGUCUACAACAAACACGAUGGGGCUCUCAGAAACACCGAAUACUUUAAACAGCUCAAAGACAACGGCAAUAUCAUACUCCUCGGAGACUCGCUCGGCGAUCUGAACAUGGCCGACGGAGUUCCCAACGUGGAGAACAUCUUAAAGAUCGGCUUCUUGAACGAUAAGGUGGAAGAACGACUCGAGAAGUACAUGGACGCUUACGAUAUUGUCCUUGUGAAAGAUGAAACUCUUGAUGUGCCCAACUCCAUUCUUCAAAAGAUCUUAUAACUGUGUCCUGUAAACCAGGUCUACAUAAAGGACUUGAACACUUAGCCUGGUCACAGGAGGAGCUCUGCCACAGACCUACACCAACUGAUAAACUUAGUCAGCAGGCUAACACCAGCUUAUUUGGACCCUGCAACACUUGUUCCAGGCCACACCUACAUCUCCAUUGGUCUUUAGGAACCUCUCCUCUGAAUGAACUAACUUUUUUAAAAAAGAA
Molecule: messenger RNA, 1235 nt
Organism: Chanos chanos (milkfish)
Lineage: Eukaryota; Metazoa; Chordata; Actinopteri; Gonorynchiformes; Chanidae
Gene: nt5c3a
Product: 5'-nucleotidase, cytosolic IIIA
Exons: 9
Coding region: 20-1021 (333 amino acids)
Cellular component (GO): cytoplasm
Molecular function (GO): 5'-nucleotidase activity; magnesium ion binding
Source: RefSeq, a predicted model, not a curated record